This is a messenger RNA of Mobula hypostoma (lesser devil ray), 6586 nucleotides long. RefSeq names its product transcription factor E2F5-like. Lineage: Eukaryota; Metazoa; Chordata; Chondrichthyes; Myliobatiformes; Myliobatidae. Gene Ontology annotation, cellular component: RNA polymerase II transcription regulator complex. The record is from RefSeq and is a predicted model, not a curated record. The transcript is spliced from 10 exons. Bases 1412 to 2566 code for a protein of 384 amino acids. Gene Ontology annotation, biological process: regulation of transcription by RNA polymerase II. Gene Ontology annotation, molecular function: protein dimerization activity; DNA-binding transcription factor activity, RNA polymerase II-specific; RNA polymerase II cis-regulatory region sequence-specific DNA binding.
UUAAAAUAUACUUACUGCAAUUCCAGAUAACAAUUACUUUAACUUGUAUUCCCAUAACAGAUGUGCUUCAAACCACAUGAAGUGUUUUUCACUUUUGUAUUUCCUCAAUGACUGAUCAUCUUUAGGUAUACAAGUUUUAACUUUACAAAAUCAGUCAUGAAAAUAAUUACAUAACAAUUCUGGACAUUUUAUUCAAUUUUUUACUUGAUAUUAUCCUAUAAUAGCCUCUCCAACAAUGUAGUAAUCACCAAAAUUUAUUUCCUCAAAGCUUCACACCACUCUAGAUCUCUGAAUUGUUUCUUCUGUCUUUUGACUUGUGUUUUGAUAGGAAAAGCUGACAUAAUAUAGUUAUAUUGUAUAUAAUUUGUAUAUAACUACAUAACAUUAUCCUCUUAUUCACACAAAAAAAAAUCCUGGUUUAAACUAUUUUCUAUUGCUGCACUUAUGUUAUUAACUACCAGACCGUUCCCAGACUAUUUGAAGCCAUAAAAAGAAAUAAAGUUCCACUUUACUUCUCCAUUUAAGCGUCCACUAUAUCAUUUGCACUCAUAUUUACCCUGACUAUUCACAAUAUGCCCGAUACAUUUAGCCAGAGCUGUCAUUACACUCAAUGAUUCUGUAACGGCUUUUCCUCCUUCAACGUCAGAUUGCUGAAUGAUCCAUGAACAGUAUAGAAAUGUUUUCUCUUUGCACUGCACUGCUGCCAUAAAACAACAAAUUUCACAUCACAUUAGUGAUAAUAAAUCUGAUGCUGAUUCCCACCCCCUUGUUUUGUCAUUGUGUCACAAUUACAUACAGAAAAUGUUUUCGGGUUUUAAGUAUUUGAAACAAUGCAGUACACAACUCGUCUGUUGUCUGGAAGAAACAGAUUGGUUUCAGUGGGAAUUCCAAAACCCUCAAAGUCUGAAUGGAAGCAAGUCAUCCUCACCCCAAAGGACUGCUUUGAAAAGAUGACACUACCACGCAAGGUUUCAUAAAUUUCACACACAUUUUCAUUAUGUGUCAAAUAUUUUACAUCAGAUGGACAAGUUUAAGACAUCCCUAAAGUACAUUGUAAAAUGGCCUGAGUCACUUCACGAAGGUAUUUCAGCAAAAACAUCCACACUAAAUUGAGUCAGAUAUCGAUGUUUUGGGAGCAAUUAACAAACUGCUGGAGUUUGCGGUGUGACCAGCUGAGUCCCUCCGAGCUUUUGUAACAUCUGCAGUUUCUUCUGUUGCUCCAUCCGCGAAAGCAAAGUUUGACGCUUUGAGUUAUUUCUGGCACCUGCCGCUCUACACCCCGCCCUCCCGAUAGGGGAAUAUUCGGUUGCCACGAACGUCAUUUCCUGCAUUUUAAAUUGAGUACGGCGAGCCCAGAGGCCUUUGAUUGGUUGCUCCUGUAGCUGCUGUAACGUCACAGCCGUCCGCGACGAUGGCCGAGUCUGGCGGCGAUGCAAGCCUCUGGAAUGGCGUUAGCGGCAGCAGAGGCUCGAGCCGCCACGAGAAGAGCCUCGGGCUGCUCACCACGCGUUUCGUGUCGUUGCUGCAAGAGGCGAAGGACGGAGUGCUGGACCUCAAGCAGGCUGCUGAUGUACUUGCAGUAAGGCAGAAGAGAAGAAUCUAUGACAUCACCAAUGUAUUAGAAGGAAUUGGCUUAAUUGAGAAGAAGUCAAAAAACAGCAUCCAGUGGAAGGGUGUUGGUCCGGGUUGCAAUACUAAGGAAGUCAUUGAUCGAUUGAGAUACCUAAAGGCAGAAAUUGAAGAACUGGAAUCAAAGGAAAAAGAACUAGAUCAACAGAAAAUGUGGCUACAGCAGAGUAUUGAGAACAUAACUGACAGUUCACAUAAUAAUAGAUUGGCAUAUACUACUCACGAAGAUGUCUGCAAUUGCUUUCAAGGUGAUACACUACUUGCCAUCCAGGCCCCUUCUGGUACACAACUAGAAGUUCCAACUCCUGAAGUGGGACCAAACGGACAAAAAAAGUACCAGAUUAAUUUGAAGAGUCAAUCAGGACCCAUUCAUGUUGUUCUCAUUAAUAAAGAGUCUAAGUGCUCGAAGCCUGUUGUGUUUCCAGUUCCUCCACCAGAUGAUCUAAUGCAGCAACAAGAAGGUCCUGGAAUGUCCUCAACCUCCCAAAAAUUCCCUUUGUCUCCACUUCCAAACCAAGUUGCCUCAUUAAAGGAAUCAAACGUUGCUCAGGUUCCAUUAUCUCGGCCUUCUUCUGAUUGUGGCAUCCAGUUACCUAUUAUUGCACCAGAAGCCCCAUACUUGAACCUGCCAGAUACACCAGAGGUUUACAGAGGGAUGACAACUGAAUCACUACAGAAUAUUCGGGAGCAAAAUGGGUUGCAGUCACUGCUUCCAAUAGAUGUUCUGAAAUAUCCAACAACAUCAUGUGAACAAAUAAAGAUAGGAGAGUCAAGUGCUACUCUUGAUGGAGAUAUAAUGGAUGAAUUUAUAUCAUCAGAUGUGUUUCCUCUCCUUCGACUUUCUCCUCCACCAGCUGAUGAAUACAGUUUCAACCUGGAUGAAAAUGAAGGUGUCUGUGAUCUUUUUGAUGUGCAGAUUUUGAAUUGUCGAUUUUAACCGACGUCACACACAGUCUAAGAUGUCAAAUCUACCUCUAGACCACCAGUCAUCCUUCAGAAACUACAUUAUCCAUUUUGCGAAGUUCUGUAUAGCAUUUUCAAGACGAAAAGUUUAAGGUUCCUGAAAUUGUGUCCUUUUAUAUGUUUAAGUCUUAUAUGGACAUUUUUAUACAGUGGUUCAGUUUGUUUUAUAACACUGCCAGGUGGCACACAAUAGAAUCUCUUACAAUUGAAUGUGAUACUGCCAAGGAAUAGUGUCCUUAAUGUUAUUACAAAAGUAUUUGCUUCACAAAUGACUUUUCAACUACCCUUUUAAAUAGGGUGCAGAAAGAAGUGAAUUUUUUUUUCAUACACUGCACACUUUAAGUGCCUUUUGAUUCUUGCACUUUAGGAGCGAUUUUUGUUUUGUAAUAAUGGACAGGGAAACCUGCUUUAUUUUAGAAUUGAAAUAAGUAGUCUCCUAAUAUGCUGUUAGUUGACCACAGGCUGUGUUUUCUCUUUAAGACCUUAGACCAAUCUCACUAUACUUCUAUUAAUCCAGCGCAUUUUUAGAUCAGAGGAGGAGUAUGUUUUAGGGAAAGAUAUUUGGAAACUGAAUGUGCCCAAAAGAUCUAACACUAACCAUCUGGAAUGUUUUUCAUUCCCACAACUUACACUAAACUCUACUGGUGAGUAGGAUUCACGUCAAUAUGAUUACAGUAAUCAGUGAUUGGAUUAUAACAAAUAUGGAAUAAAUAGAUUUGUGUUUUGGUAGCUUAUUACUAAUUAUGCAAAUAACUUCAAAUUUGGCCUGUCUCCUCCAGCCUUUGAGUUGGAUUUGUGAAAUAACUUUGAUAACUAGUUGAUCUAAAGUGAUUGUUUGGGCUUAACUACAUUUUGCAAAAUGUUUACAUUUGCAUUUUGUAUAUGGAUAAAGUUGUCCAUUGCAGUGCCUACAACGUAGAAUUACAAGCAGGGAAGUUCUUUGUAUUACUCAGUAUUUUAUUGACCAAAGUUGUGUUCUUUUUUCAAAUAAAAGAUACAAAAGAUAAAACUUUCAUUCUCUGCUUUUGGAAUCCAAGUCCAUCUUUAGAAAGAAUCACAGUGGUGCACAGGAUUGCCAUUGUCACUGGUAUCACACAGUGGACAAGAAUUUUAGUAUUUCAGCUCCAUGAUAUGGUCCAGAUAAGUUAAAAUCAUUUGUCAUAGCUGAUACGUUUACAAUGUUUUAACUUUCAUUUUGCUUCUAAUGUCAAUUAUAAUGCACAUAAGUUCCUUUUAAAAUGAUGGAUAGUUCAUUUGUCUCAUUCUCUGUCAAAUCAAAAUAGCCCUCAAAUAUAGUCCAGUGAUAUUCUGCCCUGCUUGCGGUUUUCUAUUUAAGUCAUAGAACACUGCAGCACAGAAAUGGGCCCUUUGAUCCAUCUAGUCCGUACUGAACAUUUAGUCUGCCUAGUUCCAUAGCCCUGCAUUCCACUCCCCUCCAUGUACCUAGCCGAAUUUCUCUUAAAUGUUGAACUCGAAGCUGAAUCCACCACUUCUGUUGGCAGCUCAUUCCACACUCUCGCUGUUCUCUGAGUGAAGAAAUUCCCUUAAACUUUUCACCUUUCACCCUUAACCCAUGACCUCUAGUUCUAGUCUCACAUAACCUCAGUGGAAAAAGUCUGCAUACAUUUACCCUAUCUGUACUCCUCAUAAUUGUGUAUAGCUCUAUCAAAUCUCCCCUUACUUUUCUAAACUCCACGGAAUAAAGUCCUAACCUAUUCAACCUCUCCUUUUAAUUCAGAUUCUCAUGUCCUGGCAACAUCCUUGUAAAUUUUCUGUGCAUUCUCAAUUUUGUUGAUAUGUUUCCUGUAGGUAGGUGAGCAGAAAUGGACACAACACUCCAAAUUAUGCCUCACCAAUAUCUUGUAUAACUUCAGCAUAUCAUCCCAACUCCUGUCCAAAGUACUUUGAUCAAUGAAGGACAAUGUACCAAAAGCUUUUUUUAACAACCCUAUCUACUUCUGACACCACUUUCAAGGAAUUAUGGAUCUGUAUUUCAAGAUCCCUCUGUUCUACCAUAUUCUUUCCGUGUCUUACUGCUCACUAUGUGUACUAUCUUGGAUUGUUCUCCCAAAGUCCAACACCUCUCUGACACAGCUAGGUGAAUAGUUUAGCUCAUGGGGGAGCUGCGGAGCAGACUCGAUGGGCCGAAUGGCCUACUUCUGCUCCUUUGUCUUGUGAUCUCACACUUAUCUGCAUUAAGUUCCAUUUGCCAUUUUUCAGCCCGCUUUUCUAGCUAGUCCCCACUGCAAGCUUUGACAGGCUUUCUCGCUGUCCAUUAUGCUUCCCAAUCCUGGUGCCAUCCACAAACUUCGUGAUACAUUAUCAUCCAGGUUGUUGAUAGAGAUGACAAAUAAUGGGCCCAGCACCAAACCCUGCAGUACUCCACUUGUCACAGGCCACCAGUCAGAGAGCCUGCCAUCUCUUACCACUCUGGCUUUUACCCCAAAGUCAACAUCUAAUCUACUGCCUCAUCCUGAAUGCCAAGUGACUGAACCUUCACCAACCUCCCAUGUAGGACCGUGUCAAAAGCCUUGCUAAAGUCCAUGUAGGCAACUUCUAUUGCCCUUCCUUCAUCAACUUUCCUGGUAAUUUCCUCAAAAAUCUCUCUAAGGUUUGAUUAGAUACAACCUGCCAUGCUGACUAUCACUGAUCGAUCCCUGUCUAUCCAAAUACUUAUAUAUCCGCUUCCUUAGAAUACCUCCGAAUAACUUAUCCACUACUGAUGUCAGGCUUACCGGUCUAUAAUUUCCCAGCUUAUUUUCAGAGCCUUUCAUAAACAACAGAACAACAUUAGCUAUCCUUCAAUCCUUCAGCACCUUACCCGUUGCUAAGGAUGUUGUAGGAUCUCUGCUAGGGCCUCUUCAGUUUCUACACUAGCCUCUCACAGUGUCUGAGGGAAACACCUUGUGAUUUAUCCACCCUAUUUUGCCUCAAGCCAGCAAACACCUCCUCUAUAAUCUGAUUAGUCAAAACCUUUGGUCUAAGUUCUAAAAUAUUUGGACAUACAACUGUAAGGAUGAUCUAAAAACAGUAUGAGGAAGCAAAUAAUUAUGGAGGCACUUAACCAUGAAGUUUAAAACCUGGACAAUUGGAAGCGAGAAACUAAUGUCAUCUACAGCUAUUAAUCAGUAAAAAGUAGUGGUAUUUAAACUUGCCAUUCUAUAACACCUCAAUUUAUAAAGGUAAUAUCUACCUGUAUUAUUCAGAUUUUAGAAUAAUUUACAGUGAGACUUCCAAGAAUAGACUUUGAUAUAUUACACAAAAGAGUAACUGAUCUUGAAAUUACGUGAACUAAGGCACAAUAACAUCACAUUGAUUCCAGAGACUGAAUUGUAAAUUCAGAAGUUGGUGUACAGCAAUAUCGGUAACUUCCAACUGAAUAGUAAGAUUGGGACAGAAAUGUGUCCCAUUAAAUUAAGACUUAUAAAUAUGUGUUGACCCAAAACUAGAAUUAUGGUGACUGAAGCCGUAGAUGUCACAGGGAAGGGGAGGGAUGAAGAGAAAGUGUGUAAGAGCUCCAGGUCAGGAUGCAGAAAUCAAUGCAGUAUUAUAGAUUAUAUUAAUGAGCAUAUGGGUCAGAAGAAGAUGGGCAGAAGGGUUCCAGACUAGGUGAAGUUAUAGCAUGAAGAACAACAGAAGAUACCAAAAAUAGCAGGUCAGAUGACAUCUUUGGAGAGAUGAACAACAGGUGACUUCUGAAACAUUAAAAAGUGAUGACUGAAACAUAAUUUAUUUUUCUCAUAACAGAUGCUGUCUGACGUGCAGAGUAUUUCCAGCAUUUUUGUUUCAGAUUUCAUCUGCACAAUUUUGCUCUGAGGAUGACAAACUGGACAGGGGAGUUAUUGGAAUAACUGAGUCCGGAGAUUCUGUGGGCAACGCCACCAAGUCCCUGUGGUUUCCCGACGUUUACUGACCCUGGCUCCUACCAGUCGCUGAGUGAAACCGUGACGGGACGAUGACAACGACCGCGGCUCCUCGCAGCAGGAUGAACUGG